ACCACUCUCUCUCCAACUCCUCCGCUCGAAUGGCGGCGAUCUCCGCUCCGCCGCCGUCGAGCGUCGCCGCCGCUACCCUCGGCCGCUCCCGCCCCUUCCCUUCCCGCCUCGCCCUUCCCCUCCUGAUCUCGGGGCCCCGCCGACUCCCGCUCCGGCUCGCCGUCUCGUCUCGCCUCUACUCCUCCAAGCCCUCCUCCGGCGCCAACGGAUCCCUCGAUAAUCCCUCUUCCUCCGGCGGCGGCGAUGAGCUCCACCACGCCCUCCCCCUGCCACCGCGCUCCGAGAAGGGCGCGCCGGUUUUUGUCACGCUCCCCAUGAACGUCGUCGGGGCGACGGGACAGAUGGCCCGGCGGAAGACGAUGGGAGCGUCGUUCAUGGCCCUCGCGGCCGCCGGCGUGGAGGGGAUCGCGGUGGAGUGCUGGUGGGGGAUCGUGGAGAGGGAGGCACCCGGCGUGUACGAUUGGGGCGGGUACAUGGAAUUGGUGUCCUUGGCGCGCCGUUUCGGCCUCAAGGUGCGGGCGAUCAUGGCAUUCCACCAGUGCGGGACGGGCCCUGGUGAUCCUAGCUGGAUACCUCUUCCACAAUGGGUGCUCGAGGAAAUGGAUAAAGAACCAGAUUUGGCUUACUCUGACAAGUUUGGAAGGAGGAGUGAGGAGUACAUCUCAUUGGGAUGUGAUGUCCUUCCCGUUCUCAAGGGACGAUCUCCUAUCCAAGCUUAUUCAGAUUUUAUGAGAAGCUUCAGAGACACUUUUAGGGAAUUCCUUGGAGUUAUAGUAACAGAAAUUCAAGUGGGUAUGGGUCCUGCAGGUGAACUAAGGUAUCCUUCCUGCCCCACUGAGAAACUUAUGCGACCGGGCGCUUCACCUGAGCUAGGAGAAUUUCAGUGUUAUGAUAAGUAUAUGCUAGCCUCGCUGAAUGCUUGGGCACGAAAUGUCGGGAUGCGGGAGUGGGGAAAUGGUGGUCCACUUGGUGCUAGUAAUUUGUUACAGCACUCAGAAGAUACAUCUUUCUUUAGGAGUGAUGGUUCUUGGAACACAACCUACGGACAAUUUUUUCUGGAAUGGUACUCUGGAAUGCUUCUUCUUCAUGGAGAAAGGUUAUGUGCGGUGACGAAUGCAAUAUUCUGGGGUACUGGUGUGAAGAUCUCUGGAAAAAUUGCAGGAAUACACUGGCACUAUGAUACAAGCUCACAUCCAUCUGAACUGACUGCUGGUUAUUACAAUACCUUUAUCAGAGAUGGCUACCUUCCAAUUGCCCGCAUGUUUGGUAGGUAUAGAAUGACUUUGUGUUGUACAUGUUUUGAUAUGCGAGAUUCAGAGGAACGUAGUAACCCAAAAAGCAGUCCAGAAGGAUUUCUCAGACAGCUUGUAUAUGCUGCAAGAAUGUGUAACCUACCACUUCUGGGUGAAAAUUCUGUGACUAGGUUGGAUGAUAUCUCACUCAAUCAGGUCAUAAAAAGCUCGAGGCUUUAUUCUAGUGGUGCUUAUGAGGCUUCCUUAUCUUUUAACUAUGUUAGAAUGAACAGAAACUUAUUUGACUCUCAUAACUGGAAUCGGUUUACUAGGUUUGUGAGGAAGAUGUCAGAUUUUCGGACAUUUCAGGCCAAACUAGAUAUCAAAGGUGGUGAAUCAUGUCUAAUAUCAGGGGCUGAGGAAGUUGGACGUGCUUUGGCUUAUCACUGAAAAGCUUCUCGCUCUUUGUGCAUCAUGCCUGGUUAUAUUUUUUACCGGUGCUGAGCACAUUCAUAAUGCUAUUAGAUGCCGAGAAUUUAAGCAGCAGGUGGCCUUUUUUAGUUGCCAAAAGAAAAGGAUGUCUAUGCCUUUUACAUUGGCUUCCAUCUGUCUGAUGUAUAUACCCAUUCUAUCCAUUUCAGAGGUUGUUGUAUUUUUGUUUAAUCCUUGCUUUUAACUGUAUCCUGAAUUGGGUAUUCAAAUUGAUGAAUCAUCUUUCCCCGUUGAACUUUUAAUCAUUGCACUAUCUUCUCAAAA
This is a messenger RNA of Elaeis guineensis (African oil palm), 1988 nucleotides long. RefSeq names its product beta-amylase 1, chloroplastic. Lineage: Eukaryota; Viridiplantae; Streptophyta; Magnoliopsida; Arecales; Arecaceae. Gene Ontology annotation, biological process: polysaccharide catabolic process. The record is from RefSeq and is a predicted model, not a curated record. Gene Ontology annotation, molecular function: beta-amylase activity.